AGCGUGACGGACCUGUACAUUAACUACCUGGCGUUAAGACGUCCGGUAAAUUUCUAAUGUUUUUUCGAAAUAAGAAUUCGCGCCUAAAUGAGUACUAAAGGGCAGCACAAUUGCGUUCUGUGUGAUUCAAAAUUAGAAUCCAAGGAAGCCUUGCAGGCACAUUUUAGGAAACAUGCCAACAAAGAAAUAGAUACUCGUGGCAGACCUGUGAAAACUAAUAAAAAUGCUGAUACUCAAUGUGAUAUGUGUGAACAAGCGUUUGAUUCAAUUACUGCAACAAUACGACAUAGAUUUAAGGUCCACCCUAACUCACCAACAAAAUUCUACUGUCAUUACUGUGGGAUGCAAUUUCCUUUAAAAACUCACAGGGAUAAUCAUCAAGCUUCACAUGAUUCAUCUGAGAGUGAAAAGAAAGAGCAACACAAGAAAUGUGAAGAUUGUGAUGUAUUGUUUUAUAAUGAAAAAGCUUUAAAUUACCAUUAUCGUUCGAUACAUAAAAGGAUGGUACAUUUGUUUCAACCAACUGCAACACCACCACCUAGUAAUAAAAUCAAAGUGAAUUCAAUGAACGAUGCUCUCAGUGUAUAUUACUGCCAUUUGUGUGGAGCUGAAUAUAUUAUAAAAUUUAAUUUACAACAGCACUUGGAACGAGCUCAUACUCAAGAAGAAAGAGAAGCUGUUCCAGAAGAUUUAAUAAAGUGUACAGUGUGUGCUGCUUUAUUUUGUAGUAAAAAAGCAUAUGAAGUGCACAACACUUAUCACCAACCUGAUGAUUUGUAUGUAACAUCAGAAGAACAAAGAUUGCAAACUGUAACUAAAGUAGACCAAGAUUUUGAUAUUAGACGCGUUGAAGGAGUUGCUGAUAAAUAUGUUCCAAAAAUCAAUACACCAAAAAGGCCUGCUAAAAAUUGGCCAAAGUCUAAAAGAACACAGACAGUAGAAGUACAAAAAAAAGAAUAUUCUUCUUCAGAUGAUGAACCUGAUGCUAUCAAUGAAUCCAGUGAUUCUGAAAGUGAUCUUCCAUUAAAGCAAAGGAUUUGCAGCUAA
This is a messenger RNA of Habropoda laboriosa, 1047 nucleotides long. Its product is annotated as PR domain zinc finger protein 5-like. Gene Ontology annotation, molecular function: DNA-binding transcription factor activity, RNA polymerase II-specific; RNA polymerase II transcription regulatory region sequence-specific DNA binding. NCBI's taxonomy places the organism in Eukaryota, Metazoa, Arthropoda, Insecta, Hymenoptera, Apidae. The record is from RefSeq and is a predicted model, not a curated record. The transcript has 6 exons. Gene Ontology annotation, biological process: regulation of transcription by RNA polymerase II. Gene Ontology annotation, cellular component: nucleus. Bases 88 to 1047 code for a protein of 319 amino acids.